AUGUCUUCCUCCAAUACCAGUUCCACAGACUCAGCAAAGCAGCACCCCGACAGUUUCAAAAACGCCUCCUCUUCCUCUCACAAUUAUCUAACCAUUGACCCUAGUAUUGCCGGGAUUCAACCAGACUUCAAUCCAUUUGAAGACUCCCAGAAAUUUCAAUUUGACUCUCGUUCAAUAAACUCUCUGAACUCUUAUAUACCUCUCCAUACAAUGUAUUCUCAGAGACGUUCAAAGAGUCGGUACAGUAGCACUUCUAAUUGCAGCAAUGACGAAGAAGAUGAUGAUGAAGAUUUGAUUGCCUUUGAUGGCCAAAAUCGCUCAGAAAAUGGAAGCACAAACCAAACCCCUUUGCUUGAAGGAGAACAUGCUGACCCUAACUUUGAUUUUGAUACUGACACAUUACAAAUCUACAAUCAAAGUAAGUAUCGUAAUGAUAUUUGGUCAAAACUUAAAAGGGCCAUGUUUUUCAUUAGGAUUUCUACUUCUGGUGGUUUUAAACAACAAAAGAGCAAUAUAUCUUUACCAAUAACAGAACCUCAACCAAAAACCAGAGAUAUUUACCCAGGUAUGCCAGGCCAUGAACAAUACCCUUCUAAUGCGAUCAGUAAUGCCAAAUAUAAUGCAAUCAGUUUCUUACCAAUAAUUCUUUAUGAACAGUUUAAAUUUUUCUUCAACUUAUACUUUUUGUUGGUGGCUUUGUCCCAAGCGGUUCCGGUGCUUAGAAUUGGGUAUUUAUCUUCAUAUGUGGUCCCAUUAGCGUUUGUGUUAUUUGUCACAAUGAGCAAAGAAGCAAUUGAUGAUAUUCAACGUCGUAGACGAGAUAAAGAGCAAAAUAAUGAACGGUAUGAAAUUGUUAACAAUGGAACAACAGAGAUUAUGCCAAGUAGAUUGGUGAAGGUUGGCGACUUGGUGAGGUUACAUAAAGGCAAGAGAAUUCCUGCUGAUAUGAUUUUGUUGCAAUCAAGUGAAACCUCAGGCGAAUCUUUUAUCAAAACAGAUCAAUUAGAUGGUGAGACUGAUUGGAAAUUGAGACUUGCGGUACCGCCAUGUCAGAAAGCAACUCUCAACCAACUAAAUGAUAUUCAUAUUACAGCAGAUGCACCAAAUAAAUCAAUUCACUCAUUCUAUGGGAACUUAAACUUUCAGGAUCAACAAUUGCCUUUAUCUGUCGACAAUACUCUUUGGGCAAACACAGUUUUGGCAUCGGGUACUGCAAUUGGGUGCGUCAUUUACACUGGCUCCGACACGAGACAGGCAAUGAACACUUCUCGCCCAGGGGUCAAAGUUGGAUUGUUAGAAUUGGAAAUAAAUAGCUUAUCUAAGAUCUUAUGUCUCUCAGUGUUUUUGUUGUCUUUUGUGUUAGUUGCUUUACAUGGUUUUGACAAAACUUGGUAUGUUGAUGUCAUGAAAUAUUUGAUUUUAUUCUCAACCAUUAUUCCAGUGAGUUUAAGGGUCAACUUGGAUUUGGGAAAAUCCGUUUACGCUUACCAAAUUGAACAUGACAAAUCUAUUCCAAAUACGGUGGUUAGAACCAGUACCAUUCCAGAAGAUUUAGGACGAAUUGAAUAUUUAUUGAGUGACAAAACUGGAACUUUAACUCAAAAUGAUAUGGAAUUGAAAAAAUUACACUUGGGUACAGUUUCGUAUGCUAGUGACUCAAUGGAUAUCGUUACUGAUUACGUGAAGAAGAAUAGCUGGUCUGCAGAUAAUAAUUCUAAAUCUAGAAUUUUGGAUCAAUCAAUAAAAUCCCGGCGUAACAUGGGUCAACGUGUUUAUGAUUUGAUUCUUACCUUAGCCCUUUGUCAUAAUGUUACACCAACAAUUGACGAUGAUGACGGAGAGUUGACUUAUCAAGCUGCGUCUCCUGAUGAAAUUGCAAUAGUGAAGUUUACUGAAUCUGCUGGUAUUUCUUUGGUUAAAAGAGACCGUACUUCAAUGACAGUGUUACAGCAAAGCAACCACAUACAAUUAAAUUAUGAUAUUUUGCAAGUUUUUCCAUUCAAUUCAGAUUCAAAAAGAAUGGGAAUUAUUGCCUUUGAUAAACAGAAGAAUGAAUAUUGGUUUUUGUUGAAGGGUGCAGACUCGGUGAUGAAAAGUAUUGUCGCCCAUAGUAUUUGGUUAGAUGAAGAAGUGUCCAAUAUGGCCAGAGAAGGUCUUAGAACUUUAGUUAUAUCUAGAAAAAAAUUGAGUAAAACUACUUACGAAACUUUCAAAAAGAAAUUCCAAGAAGCGUCGUUACUCGUCUCCAACAAUCGUGAUCAAAUGAUGGCAAAAAUUGUCAGCCAAUAUUUGGAGUUUGAUAUGGAACUACUCGGAUUAACCGGGGUUGAAGAUAAAUUACAAAAGAAUGUGAAAUCAUCAAUUGAAUUACUUGGAAAUGCCGGUAUUAAGAUUUGGAUGUUAACUGGUGAUAAAGUGGAAACCGCAAAAUGUGUGGCUAUCAGUGCGAAAUUAAUAUCCAGAGGACAAUAUGUUCACACGAUCACAAAAGCUACGAUUAACAAUGCAUUGAAUUCAAUUGAAUAUUUGAAAAAUAAUAGAAAUUCUUGUUUAUUAAUUGAUGGUGAAUCUUUGGGAAUAUUUUUGAAGCAUCAUCAAAAGGAGUUCUUCGAUAUUGUUAUACAUUUGCCGUCAGUUAUUGCUUGUCGUUGUACUCCUCAACAGAAAGCUGAUGUUGCUCUAAUGAUCAGACAAUUAACUAAUAAAAGGGUAUGCUGUAUCGGUGAUGGUGGUAAUGAUGUCAAUAUGAUCCAAUCAGCAGAUGUUGGGGUUGGGAUUGUAGGGAAAGAAGGGAAACAAGCUUCUUUGGCUGCUGACUUUUCUAUUAUGCAAUUUUGUGAUUUGACAAAAUUGUUGUUAUGGCAUGGAAGAAAUUCUUACAAAAGAUCAGCCAAAUUGGCACAAUUUGUCAUUCAUAGAGGCUUGAUCAUUUCAAUUUGUCAAGUUGUGUUUUCCGUCAGCUCUCAAUUCGAACCUUUAGCUUUGUAUCAAGGGUGGUUGAUGGUUGGUUAUGCCACUUUAUAUACAAUGGCACCAGUGUUUUCUAUGGUAUUAGAUACCGAUGUUAGUGAAAAUUUGGCAUAUUUGUAUCCGGAAUUAUAUAAAGAAUUGACUGCUGGAAAGUCGUUAUCAAAGGUGUCCUUUCUUCUUUGGUGUAUCAUUUCGUGUUAUCAAGGUUCAAUUAUCCAGGUUUUCUCUCAGUUAUUUACCAGUGUUCUGGAAGCAGAUUUUUUGAAAAUGGUUGCAAUUAGUUUCACUGCUUUAAUUCUUAAUGAAUUGCUAAUGGUAGCCAUUGAAAUCAACACUUGGAAUAAAACUAUUUUCCUUUCUGAAAUUAUCACUUGCUUGAUAUAUUUCUCUUCCAUUCCAUUUUUAACUGAGUACUUUGACUUGAAGUAUGUUAAGAGUGUUGGAUUUGUUUGGCAAGUUAUAGUGAUUGUAUCUAUAGCGGUGGUUCCGAUUUGGUCUAUUAGGGCCCUUUAUAGAAGGUUAAACCCACCAAACUAUGCUAAAGUGCAGUCAUGA
Messenger RNA from Saccharomycopsis crataegensis, 3525 nucleotides. RefSeq names its product aminophospholipid-translocating P4-type ATPase NEO1 (gene NEO1). The coding region runs from base 1 to 3525 and encodes 1174 amino acids. Gene Ontology annotation, biological process: endocytosis; retrograde vesicle-mediated transport, Golgi to endoplasmic reticulum; phospholipid translocation. Gene Ontology annotation, molecular function: ATP binding; magnesium ion binding; ATPase-coupled intramembrane lipid carrier activity. Gene Ontology annotation, cellular component: trans-Golgi network; plasma membrane; endosome. The transcript has a single exon. Lineage: Eukaryota; Fungi; Ascomycota; Saccharomycetes; Ascoideales; Saccharomycopsidaceae. The record is from RefSeq and is a predicted model, not a curated record.